Molecule: messenger RNA, 717 nt
Organism: Durotheca rogersii
Lineage: Eukaryota; Fungi; Ascomycota; Sordariomycetes; Xylariales; Xylariaceae
Product: alpha/beta-hydrolase
Exons: 1
Coding region: 1-717 (238 amino acids)
Biological process (GO): proteolysis
Molecular function (GO): serine-type peptidase activity
Source: RefSeq, a predicted model, not a curated record
AUGGGCGCCUACCCCGCCGACACGGUUGACCUGGUGCUCGACUUCUAUCCGGCGUCGUCACCGAACCGGGUGGGCGUCCUGGUGCUGCCGGGCGGGGGCUACGGCUUCAUCUCUCGGGAGAACGAGGGCACGGCGCCGGCGGAGUGGCUCAACGCGCGCGGCGUCGAUGCCUGGGUGCUGUCGUACACGGUGGCGUCGGCGACCGUACCGGCGCCCAUCUCGCCGCGGCCGCAGCAGGAGGCGCUUGAGGCGGCGCGCCGUAUCCGCGCCGAGGGUCGCGUCGACCGUCUCGGCAUCUGGGGGUUCAGCGCCGGCGGGCACCUCGCGGCGGUCACUGCGACGGACCCGGCCGCCGCCCUCGACUUCGCCAUCCUCGGCUACCCCGUCAUUAGCAUGGUCCCCGGCGUCACGCACCCGGGCUCGCGCCACAACCUCAUCGGCGACGACGCCACCGCCGAACUCGAGGCUACGCUCAGCGCGGAGAACCGUGUGGGCGUCGCGACGCCCCCCGCCUUCCUCUUCCACACCGCCAACGACGCCACCGUCCCCGUCGAGAACUCGCUACGUUUUGCUGCCGCCAUGGCGAAUCACAGCCGUCCCUUCCAGAUCCUGGUCCUUCCUGACGGCCCGCACGGCAUCGGGCUCGCGCUUGGCGACGAGAAGCUCGGGUGGACGGGCGAGCUGGAAAGGUGGCUGAAGCAGUCGAUCCUGAUCUAA